Mercurialis annua (annual mercury) is the source of this 1954-nucleotide messenger RNA. RefSeq names its product H/ACA ribonucleoprotein complex subunit 4-like. Gene Ontology annotation, molecular function: pseudouridine synthase activity; RNA binding. Gene Ontology annotation, biological process: rRNA pseudouridine synthesis; mRNA pseudouridine synthesis; box H/ACA sno(s)RNA 3'-end processing. The transcript has a single exon. NCBI's taxonomy places the organism in Eukaryota, Viridiplantae, Streptophyta, Magnoliopsida, Malpighiales, Euphorbiaceae. The record is from RefSeq and is a predicted model, not a curated record. Gene Ontology annotation, cellular component: box H/ACA snoRNP complex. The coding region runs from base 100 to 1833 and encodes 577 amino acids.
UAAAACCCUUCUUCUCCAAAAUUUAAACCACACUGCAAACCCUAACAAACCAGAAACCAGUACAACACCACUCACUCAGUCACUACUCAUUUCCCAACAAUGGAAGAACCAAACGACAAAACCGACAUGAUCAAACCCCAAACCACCACUCCGCCAAUGGACACCUCAAACUGGCCGAUCCUCCUAAAAAACUACGACCGGCUCAACGUCCGAACCGGUCACUACACGCCGCUCCCGUCCGGUUACUCACCGCUUAAGCGCCCACUCGCCGAGUACAUUCGUUACGGCGUGAUGAAUCUUGAUAAACCGUCGAACCCAUCUUCACACGAAGUUGUAGCGUGGAUUAAACGAAUUCUCAGAGUUGAAAAAACAGGGCACAGCGGCACUUUGGAUCCUAAAGUUACAGGUAAUUUAAUUGUUUGUAUUGAUAGAGCUACCCGUCUUGUCAAGUCUCAACAAGGUGCUGGUAAAGAAUAUGUUUGUGUUGCUAGAUUACAUGAUAAGGUUGCUGAUACAGCUAAAGUAGCUAGAGCUUUAGAGACGCUUACGGGUGCGGUUUUUCAGCGUCCGCCGUUGAUUGCGGCUGUUAAACGACAGCUUAGGAUUCGAACCAUUUACGAGAGUAAGCUGUUAGAGUAUGAUGCCGAUAGGAAUUUGGUUGUUUUUUGGAUUUCUUGUGAAGCGGGUACCUAUGUUAGGACAAUGUGUGUUCAUUUAGGUUUGAUUCUUGGUGUCGGUGGGCAUAUGCAAGAAUUGCGGAGGGUGCGGUCGGGUAUUUUGGGUGAGAAGGAUAAUAUGGUUACUAUGCAUGAUGUUAUGGAUGCUCAAUGGGUUUAUGAUAAUUACAGAGAUGAGAGUUAUUUGAGGAGAGUUGUUAUGCCGCUAGAAACUCUGUUGACAAGUUAUAAGAGGCUGGUUGUUAAGGAUUCUGCGGUGAAUGCGAUUUGUUAUGGUGCUAAGUUGAUGAUUCCUGGACUGUUGCGGUUUGAGAAUGAUAUUGAGUCGGGUGAGGAAGUUGUGCUGAUGACUACUAAGGGUGAGGCUAUUGCUUUGGGUAUUGCUGAAAUGACUACAGCAGUGAUGGCUACUUGUGAUCAUGGAGUUGUGGCGAAGAUUAAGAGGGUGGUCAUGGAUAGGGAUACUUACCCCAGGAAGUGGGGAUUGGGACCGAAGGCUUCGAUGAAGAAGAAGCUGGUUGCUGAAGGGAAAUUGGAUAAGCAUGGCAAGCCGAAUGAGAAAACUCCUUCAGAAUGGAUGCGGAAUUUGGUAGCCUUGCCCACAGGAGGUGAUUCCAUGGUUGCUAGCCUUGCUGCUGCGAACAUUGAUUCCGCAAAGGAGACUGUUGCAGUAGAGACAGAAGUAGCGGACGCAAAGGAGAAAAAGAAGAAGCGGAAGCAUAAAGAUGAUAGCCCUGCUUCUAACGUUGUUACUAAGAAAGCUAGAAUUGAAGAAAUUGCAGAGGAAGUAAAGGAAGUUGCAGUUGAGGAAAGUGAAGGAGAAAAGAAAGAGAAAAAGAAGAAAAAGAAGAAGGGUGAUGAAUCUUUAUCGGAAAAAGAGACCGAGAGUGUAAAGAAAAAGGAGCACAAAGAUAAAGGCGAAACUGGUUUAUCUGAUACAGAAUUGUCCGAGAAGAAAAAGAAGAAAAAGAAAGAUAAAGAGGCUGCAGCUGGUGAGACUAACGGCGAGGCAGAUAAAAGUGAGAAGAAGAAGAAGAAAAAGAAAGAUAAGGACGCCGAGGAGGCUCCAACUGUUGAGGAAGGGAAGACUAAUGGCGAGGCUGAUAAAAGUGAGAAGAAAAAGAAGAAGAAAAAGGACAAAGACGCAGCAGAAUAAGAGCAGACCACAAUUAUUCGGUAAUCUUUUAAUGCAGUUUCAGCAGACUCUUAAAACUUUAUUAUGUGUUUUUUGGUUGCAACAUUUUGUAGUAUGGUUUAUCUUAUGUUUUGUUUUUGAA